UCUUCCUCUGUGUCCUGUCUUCAGUACGGUUCCUAUGCUUUAACCUGUGGUUUCAUCGCGUCUCGUGAUCCCUGCCCAUCCUUGUAUCCCAGGAUCGUGUUCAGGAAGAUGGAGAGAAAGAGCCAGGAAAACGUCCAGCCUACAUCUACACCAGGAUACAGCCCCUCAGAUGACAAUGUGGAGGUUGGUGAGGUUCUAAAUGCAUCGGGCCAUAAGCAGGAGCUUGAGAGACAGUUCAGCUUGCUGUCGAUUUGCGCCGUUGGGAUAUGUACGGGGAAUGCGUGGGCGGCGCUUGGCGGGAGUAUUGUGCUCGCGUUGUACAACGGUGGUCCACCGGGCGUAAUAUACGAAUUCAUCGCGGUUUCAUUUUUCUACUGGCUAAUAGCGUCCUGUAUCGCUGAACUUGCGUCCGCGAUACCCUCCAGUGCGGGGGUUUAUCAUUGGGCCAGUAUCACGGCGGGGAAAUAUGGAAGGAGUGUUGGAUACUUUGCAGGAUGGUGGAACUUCUUCGGCUGGGUCUUCGGGGCCGCGUCGCUCUCUGCUAUCCUCGCGAAUCAAAUAGUCAGCAUGUACGGCCUCUUCCACACGUCCUACGCCUACCAGCGCUGGCACGUCUUCAUCACCUAUCUCAUCGUAACCUGGCUAUGCUGUUUGUGCGUCAUGUUCGCGAACCGCGCGCUUCCCGCCAUCUCUAACGUCGGGCUGUUUUUCAUCUUCGCCGGGGUCGUGAUUACGAUUUUGGUGUGUGCGAUUAUGCCGAGUCGGAGUGGGAAGGGGUAUGCGACGAAUGAGUUUGUGUGGAAGGAGUGGCAGAAUCAGACCGGGUGGACGAGUGAUGGAUUUGUGUUUUGUGCGGGAAUGUUGAAUGGGGCUUACGCUGUUGGUGUGCCAGACUGCGUAUCCCACCUCGCAGAAGAACUCCCCAAACCCCGCAUCAAUAUUCCCAAAGCCAUUGCUGCGCAAAUGGUCGUCGGCUUUAUAACCGCCUUCCUCUACCUCAUCGCCAUCUUCUACACCGUCAAUGAUGUUACCCUCCUCUUCUCCAACCCCUACCCCUUCCCCCUCGCAGAACUCUACCGCCAAGCCACAAACACCAGGGCCGGCUCCCUAGGCCUCCUCAUUGUCAUCUUCCUCCCCACUGCCUGCACCAACAUCGGUGCAUACAUCACCGCCGGCCGCAUGCUCUGGACCCUGGGUCGUGACGACGCAACCCCGUUUGCGUCCUGGAUAGGGCAUAUCGAUACGAGGUUUAAAAACCCGCUGAAUGCAAGCUUUGCGUGUGGGAUUAUUUGCACAGUCCUUGGCUGUAUCUACGUCGGGAAUACAACCGCGUUCAACGCUUUCCUAGGCUCUUUCGUCGUCCUGACUUCGUCCUCCUACCUUGCUGCCAUCCUGCCCCAUAUCUUGUCGCGGCGGCGCCACAUCCUGCCUGGCCCAUUCUGGAUGCCCGAUUCAGUGUUCUAUACCGUUUCUGGAGUCUCUUGCGCGUAUAUGGCAAGUUUUAUUGUCAUUUAUUGUUUCCCGUAUGCGGUCCCAUUUGAUUCCAAGAGUAUGAAUUAUAGCUGCUUGAUUGCGGGGGGUUUGACAGUUUUUGUAGCGGGGUGGUGGUGGUGGAUCCGGAAGAGGGGGUAUGUGGGCCCGGCGAAGAUGAUUGAGGAGGUGGAGAGGAGGUUGAGUGCUGAGGCUAGGGGUAGGCAGAGGGCGAGUAUUAGCGCCGAGAAGAAUUAGGGAUAGGCUUAUCUUGUGCUUGUAAAGAUUUCGAGUGU
Messenger RNA from Lindgomyces ingoldianus, 1766 nucleotides. RefSeq names its product amino acid transporter. Gene Ontology annotation, molecular function: transmembrane transporter activity. Gene Ontology annotation, cellular component: membrane. The record is from RefSeq and is a predicted model, not a curated record. NCBI's taxonomy places the organism in Eukaryota, Fungi, Ascomycota, Dothideomycetes, Pleosporales, Lindgomycetaceae. The coding region runs from base 109 to 1728 and encodes 539 amino acids. The transcript has 4 exons. Gene Ontology annotation, biological process: amino acid transport; transmembrane transport.